GUUCUGGCAUAGAAGUUCUGCUUUUUGAACCGUGACAUGUUAAAACCCUUCCGCUUCACAUACAGACCUUUCAGCCCUGCCAGAGGAGCUCAUGGCACCAGCUGGGAUGUCCAAAGGUACAGGAACGGCUGAUGUGAUGGAGAAAAACGAUGGGGGUUGCCAGGAGGAAUCUGAUGUGGACUUUGAAAUCAGACCAGCCAUAUCUGACGUACACACCAAUAACAACAGAUCUACAUGGACAAAUGGUCAGUGUGUUGCUGCAAUCCCAACCAGAUCUAUGUUUAAUCCCAGAUUUGAUCUUUCUCUCUGUCGGGCCAAAUUGGAGAGGAAUGGUUUUGAGAUUCCUGUCAGUGACAUGGAGAUUCCACUGAAAAUAGCCCUGGACGUCCCCUCAGUCAGACGAUACAUGGUUUUCAACUCCGGCCUUUUCCACUUUUUAAUGGCACCGGUGCUGUACGUGGUGUUAUGGUGCGCAGGUUUUUCAACCCUACACCUUUAUAUCACUGUAACUGAUUACUGGGUCCUCAUUCUCUCUGUCAGUCUCAUCGCUAUCCUCCUCACCACUGCCAUCAUUUUCAUUCUUCAUCACAGUAACAAAAAAAUCAACAUCAACAUAGAUGUUCGGUUAGUCCAGGUGAAUGAGAGGAUGAUGAAACACAAAUUGUUGGUGGCUGUUGCAGACUGGGUGCAGAACUGCACAGGACACAUGCAGUUGUACUUUGUGUACUGGGACAUGUCCAGCUGUUUGAGGACACUGUCUGAUACUUUAGAGGAGCUCAGCUUUGUGGCAGAUGACACCCAGAAAACCAUGAAGAGCAGAAUGUCACAUCUCGUCUUGGUAAUGGAGGUCCCUCCCAUAGACCCCGAGGCCGCUGUUUCAGAAGUUGAGCAAGACUGUGAUGAAAACAAACCUCUGCUAAGAAAUGAGGACACAAGAAGCAGUACACCUUCCAGCCAGCAGGGGGCCCCAAAGGUCACUUCUAAUUACAGCCUUGUUCCUGAAGCUUUACUACCUGCCCAGGCUAAAGCAUACCAACUUCUGAUGACGUAUAGCGCAGCUUAUGUGAAGCUGCUUGUAUCUGAGAGGCUGUCGGGGCCAACCCAUCAUCAUCUGAGGCCCCUGAGGAAUCACUGCACCAUGGCCCCCCUCUGCCUCUGCCAGUACGUUAAGAAGAAAAUCCUUCAGUAAGAAGAAAAAUCACACACAGGAACCUGGAUUUAGUGUUGAAGGAAAACAGAGAAACAAAGACUGGACAGCAUCUGUUCUUCCAAAGUAAACAUAGAUUUAGGUUAGUUUUAUUUACUGAUUAUGGUUUUUGGGCUGUAAUACUUGGAUUCAUUUAGCUGGGCUGCUGAUUUUCUGCCAGCUAUGUGUUUGUACCACCUGGAUGUUAAUUUGUUCGCAUUGAGCCAAAUGCUGUCAACAUUCAGCCCAACUGCUGGAAAACAAUAUUUAUAAUUGUUUAUACACAACCAUCAUGACCAUAUUUACUACAUUGUGUCGUUUAAAUUAUUCGUACCAAUGAUAUUAUGUAGAGCUGUUUGAUUUAAUGUUCUGUAUACAGUAGUAAACUGCAGAGAGGAUGCUCUGGGUCUGAGGUCUUCCCUUGCAGGACUGAUCUUUUUUUCUUAUACAUGUCAUAAAGGGAUUAACACACACAAUAUGUAUGGAUACCAUGUUAGAGGCAUUGCUUCAAGUGUGUACUCUUGAUCCGAAUGUUGAAAAAUACCUUCUUUUUUGUAUCAGAACUUAUUAAAUAUCAAAUGUUUUUUUAUUUAAUAUUUAAAAUACUUUUGUACUCAUCUUAGUGUUUGAUAUUAUUAUAAAUUAUCAAAUAGAGACAAUAUGUUUUCCCACUGUGGUUCAUUAGGAAAAAAAUGAUUUUAAACCUA
Molecule: messenger RNA, 1893 nt
Organism: Cyprinodon variegatus (sheepshead minnow)
Lineage: Eukaryota; Metazoa; Chordata; Actinopteri; Cyprinodontiformes; Cyprinodontidae
Gene: tmem268
Product: chromosome unknown open reading frame, human C9orf91
Exons: 9
Coding region: 92-1189 (365 amino acids)
Source: RefSeq, a predicted model, not a curated record